This is a messenger RNA of Lodderomyces parapsilosis, 747 nucleotides long. RefSeq names its product 40S ribosomal protein uS5 (gene RPS21). Lineage: Eukaryota; Fungi; Ascomycota; Pichiomycetes; Serinales; Debaryomycetaceae. The coding region runs from base 1 to 747 and encodes 248 amino acids. Gene Ontology annotation, biological process: translation. The record is from RefSeq and is a predicted model, not a curated record. Gene Ontology annotation, molecular function: structural constituent of ribosome; RNA binding. The transcript has a single exon. Gene Ontology annotation, cellular component: cytosolic small ribosomal subunit; ribosome.
AUGUCAUCAGAAGCUCCAAAAAGACAAUUCGGUGGUAGAAGAAGAGGAGGCCCAAGAAGAGGAAGAAGAGAAGAAGAAAAGGGAUGGACUCCAGUUACCAAAUUGGGUAGAUUGAUGAAGGCAGGUAAGAUCACCAGCGUUGAAGAGAUCUACUUGCACUCAUUGCCAGUUAAGGAAUUCCAAAUCAUUGAUUUGUUGUUGCCAGAAUUGAAGGACGAAGUCAUGAAGAUUAGAUCAGUCCAAAAACAAACCAGAGCUGGUCAAAGAACCAGAAUGAAGGCUGUUGUUGUCAUUGGUGACUCCAACGGUCAUGUCGGUUUGGGUAUCAAGACCGCCAAGGAAGUUGCUUCUGCUAUCAAGGCUGCUAUUGUCAUUGCUAAAUUGUCAAUCAUUCCAAUCAGAAGAGGUUACUGGGGUUCUAACUUGGGUCAACCACACUCUUUGCCAUGUAAAGUUACUGGUAAAUGUGGUUCCGUCACUGUCAGAUUGAUCCCAGCCCCAAGAGGUAAAGGUAUUGUCGCUUCUCCAGCUGUUAAGAAGUUGUUGCAAUUGGCCGGUGUUGAAGAUGUCUAUACCCAAUCCAAUGGUUCCACCAGAACUACUGAAAAUACCUUGAAGGCUACUUUCGUUGCCAUCGGUAACACUUACGGUUUCUUGACUCCUAACUUGUGGAAGGAAACUCCAUUGGUUGCAUCUCCAUUGGAAGUUUACGCUGAAGAAGCCGCUGCUGGUAAAAAGAGAUACUAA